AUGGCGAGCGGCGACUGCCCCGGGGCCCCCAGGAGGAAUUUGGCCCUGCUGAAGCACAAGGUGUACGCGGGCGAGAGGAGGAGGAGGAGGACGGAGCCCGUGGUGGAGGGCACCGCCGGCGGGGACCACGGCGCCUUGCGGAGGAGCCAGUCGGACAGGACAGAGUACAGCCAGAAAUUGCAAGAAAAAAUGGCCCCGCAGGCUGAGUCCUCAUCCUCUGCCACCUCACCCCAGGAGAACGAAGAGCAAAUCACCAGACAGAUGAUGGCCAAGAGGAUGAAAAUCAUUGCAGAACUGAUACAGACAGAAAAAGACUUUAUCAAUGACCUGGAUCUCUGCAUCAGGGAAGUGAUUCAGCCUCUGAGAAACAAGCAGAUUGUUCGCUUUGACGUCGAUGGCUUGUUUAGCAACAUCGAAUCGGUCCAUCAAAUAUCAGCCAAACUGCUGUCAUUGUUGGAAGAAGCCACGGCAGAUGUGGAGCCACCCAUGCAAAUAAUCGGGGAAGUGUUCUUGCAGAUUAAAGGCCCACUAGAAGACACAUAUAAAAUCUACUGCUGUCGCCACGAUGAUGCACACACCAUGCUGGAAUCCUAUGAAAAGGAUGAAGAACUGAAGCAGCAUUUAAGACACUGUGUACAGUCCUUAAAAAAGAUAUACGAGGAAGAAGGAAAGUCAAAUCUAAUGGACAUGGGAUCCCUGAUGAUCAAACCAGUACAACGGGUGAUGAAAUAUCCCCUGUUACUCUGUGAACUCUUGAAUUCAACGCCUGCUUCUCACGCUGACCACAAGGCACUACAAGAUGCCCUUUUUGCUAUGAAAAACAUUAAUAUGAACAUUAAUGAACUCAAAAGGAGGAAAGACUUAGUAAUGAAGUAUAAGAGGAAUGAUGAUGAUGAAUCCCUUAAAGAAAAGUUUUCCCGACUGAAUAUUCACUCCAUUAGCAAGAAAUCCAAGAGGGUCACCAGCCAUCUGAAAUUACUGACAGGGGGAGAACCUCAGGUGAAAGAUCAGACUUUUAAUAAGGAGGAAAAGCUGUUUCGAAGUUUAGAAAAGAUCGUGAAAUUCUGCGUGAAGAACAUUUCAUUCUCCUCACAACAUCUACAGGAUUCCAUACAUCUGGCUGCACAGAAUAUAACUGGGCUUCAAGAAAUUUUGCAAGAUAAAGAAGAUGAAGUCAACGACAGUUCAAAUAAACUGAAUAACACUGGAAAUCUCUGUGGAGACCUUGUGGUUCAAUUCGACAAGCUCAUUUUGGCUCCUCUUUCAGCUCUACAGGCCUUGUUUCCAGGCCCACAGAAGCUCAUCCAGAAACGCUACGACAAGUUGUUGGACUACAACAGCUACCUUCAAAGGUCAACAACAGAAGAACUGGACCUGGCAAAGAAAGACUAUGAGGCUCUAAAUGCACAGCUAGUCGAAGAACUUCAGAUAUUCAACAGAGCAGCCAAGAAGAUUGUGUUGAACUGCCUGCAUUGCUUCAUUACCCUCCUCAGAAACAUUAUGUGCACAGCACUUCAAUCAAAUUCUGCUGUGGUGGUGCCUGUUCCACUGUCUUCCUCAAGCAUCUGUGAAGUGCAGAAUCAGCUGAUGGAGGAAAUUCACAAGCUGAAUUUUGUAAAAGAAAACAGCAGUGCAACCUUUAUUGAGAGAAAACUGAGUUUGGAAAAAAAGAAGCCCGUCCCAGCUAUGCUCGAAACCCCACAUCAAACAGAAGACCACAGAUCCAAGCUGUUGUCUACAUACAACACAGAACUCCUGUAUCAGGCGAAGCGCAAAUGCAAUGCCACACAGGAAUUUGAUAUUGAUUUACAUGAAGGAGAACUGGUGGCUGUUGUGGAGCAAAAGGACCCCUUUGGAAGUACAAGCAGAUGGCUUGUUGACACAGGAAUCCUUAAAGGGUAUGUGUAUUCCUCCUUCCUGAAGCCUUACAACCCAGCCAAGAUGCAGAAGGAUGUAGCAGAAAACAGUUUCUGUGAUGAUGAUUUUGAUAUCAGCCUCUUUGUCUCUUCACGGCCCACCACUGACAGCAGUGUAAGAAGCCCAGGACAUAGUAUGAGUGACAGCAACUCAUCUCCUAUUAACUUCUGCAAAAAUCCCACAAGCAAUGGGACAGAGACUGAUAGUAUUCCAGAUAUGGAUGAUCAGCAUACAUUUUAUGCUGUUUAUGCAUUUCAAGCAAGAAAUGAUCAGGAACUCAGUCUUCAGGAGUACCAGAGGGUUAGGAUACUUCGUUUUUCUGACCUGAGUGGCAAUAAAGAAUGGUGGCUAGCAGAAGCCGAAGGUCGGAAAGGAUAUGUACCGUCUAAUUACCUUGGGAAGAUGACAUAUGCUUAG
Rhea pennata is the source of this 2334-nucleotide messenger RNA. RefSeq names its product Rho guanine nucleotide exchange factor 38 (gene ARHGEF38). NCBI's taxonomy places the organism in Eukaryota, Metazoa, Chordata, Aves, Rheiformes, Rheidae. The coding region runs from base 1 to 2334 and encodes 777 amino acids. The transcript is spliced from 14 exons. Gene Ontology annotation, molecular function: protein binding; guanyl-nucleotide exchange factor activity. The record is from RefSeq and is a predicted model, not a curated record. Gene Ontology annotation, cellular component: cytoplasm.